Messenger RNA from Linderina pennispora, 1845 nucleotides. RefSeq lists its product as uncharacterized. The transcript has a single exon. Gene Ontology annotation, biological process: peptidyl-proline hydroxylation; regulation of translational termination. The record is from RefSeq and is a predicted model, not a curated record. The annotation marks the transcript as partial. Gene Ontology annotation, cellular component: cytoplasm. NCBI's taxonomy places the organism in Eukaryota, Fungi, Kickxellomycota, Kickxellomycetes, Kickxellales, Kickxellaceae. Gene Ontology annotation, molecular function: L-ascorbic acid binding; iron ion binding; peptidyl-proline dioxygenase activity.
GAUCCUUCUCUUUUUAGCUCCCUUUUUUCGCAUUGUUGUCCGUUUAGCAGAACAUAAAGCAGAAUGGUGUCAGGCGAACCUGAAAAGAAGCGCGUAGCCCAGCCUGCCGACGGUGAUCAUGGAUUUGUCGAGACGAAGAAGGCGCGGCACGAAACGGCAGAGUUUGACGCGCGGGCCUGCUUCCGGCCUGGGCUGUUCGACACAGUGGACGAGCUAACGCAGCAGUUCAGCUCAUCGCAGCCGUACCGGCACGCGUUCAUCGAAAAGUUCUGCGACGAGGAGCUGCUGCGCGGUGUGCGCUCGGAGAUGCUGACGCGUCUGCACUUUACGCUGAAGGAAACGGACAUUCUAAAGUACCACCAGUCGGGGGAUCUGGCGAAUCUGGAUGGGCUCCCGGAGGAGGAGAAGCGGCAGCUGCCACACCUGCAGAAGCUGCGGGACGCGAUCUACUCGCAGGAGUUCCGGGACUUUGUGUCGACAGUAACCGGAUGUGGGCCGCUGUCGGGAUCGCGCACAGACAUGAGCACGAAUCGGUACAAGCAGGGCGACCAUCUGCUGCUGCACGACGACGUGAUCGGCGACCGGCGCGUCUCGUACAUCAUCUAUCUGCCCGAUCCGGAGAUCAACGAUGGGGCAAGCUGGCACGCCGCGGACGGUGGGCACCUGGAGCUGUAUCCGCGCGAAUCGGAUGCAUCGUGGGCGCCAGCAGUCAACCCGACGAAGCGCAUAGCGCCGCAGUGGAACCAGAUUGUGUUUUUCACGGUGUUGCCCGGGCAGAGCCACCACUCGGUAGAGGAGGUGGCAGGACUGGGCAAGGAGCGGCUCAGCAUCCAGGGCUGGUUCCAUUUCCCGCAGCCCGGCGAGCCCGGAUAUGCGACCAACCAGAUGCAGAAGCUGUGGGCGCACGGCGAAGUGUCAACGCUCAGCCAGAUCGAAGCCAAGGCGCAGCGCUCGGCCGUGCAGUCCGGCGAUGCCUUUGCUCCCUACAGCUCACCAGUCGAUGAUAUCACGGAGCUCUCUGACAGCGACCGCACGGUGCUGCAGAAGUACAUGAAUGCAGACUACCUGGGCAAUGAGAUCAUGGCGCAGGUGGCCAACAAAUUCGCUGACGACUCCAGCAUCCAGUUGGCCCAUUUCCUCAACUCUGCCAUAGCCAGUCCUCUGGCCGAGCUGCUGGCACGCAUCGACGAGCACGACGGCAUGAUGGGCUCGCAUAUUCCGCCGCACGGCACCGGCGAGCGCAACCAGUGGCAUGCUGUCGGAUCGCCGGUGGUGCGCCGGUACAUGCGCCUGAAUGCUCCGGCCACGGCCAACACGCCCGAAUCCACCGGGCCCACCGAUGACGGGGCGGUCACUGACACUGAAGACGAAGCGUCGCGGCUGCUGGCGGCAGUGCAGGAGGAGCUGUUUGAUUCGGGAGCGUUUGCGCGCUGGCUCAACCGCAUUACGACGCUAGCGCUUACGGCACGUCGCGGCAUGGUGCGCCGGUUCCGUUCGGGGCUCGACUACACGCUGGGCACCCCCGACGGCUCCACCGGCGUCAUGCUCGACGCGACCCUGGCCCUGGCUGCCAGCCAGGAAAAGUGGGCUGAUGGCGUCAUUGGCGGCUACCAGUGCUACGUUGACGGCGGCGAUGGCGACGAGGCCUCGAAUGACGGCAGCGUGUAUCGCCACACCGAGGAGGACGGCAUUCUGCUCACGACGCCGGCUGCCUGGAACACCCUCAAUCUGGUCAUGCGCGAGCCCAGCGUCGUCAAGUUCAUCAAAUACGUCAGUGCUGCUUCGCCCGGGUCGCGGUGGGACGUGGCAUUCGAGUACAAGGUGCAGGACGAUGACGACGACGAC